CUACCCUAAUAUCUAUCAUAAUAAUAAAACUAAAACAUAAAUCUAUCUUUAGUAAUAAAAAUCCAAACUUACAUAUUUCUUAAUUAAAAUAUAUUAUAAUGGGAUUUUCAACGGCAAAGGAUGUGUGGUUGGCCCCUAUUCAGCGAGAUUGGCCCUUGUUCAUAUCAUUUGUCAUUUUUUGGUUUGGUGUUCAAUUCUUCUCUGGGAUCGUGUUGCGCCGCAUCAUUCCUGGUUGGGAGCGAUUCUCAGCGUCAGACCAGAAGGAACUCAAGCAGCGAGCGUGCAGCGCUCUCAAUGGAAUCAUUAUGUCAGGAAGUUCAGUGAUUUUCAUUUGCAAUUUAUAUCUUCUCUCCUUUAAACUUUUGGAUGAUUUGUACCAGGUCGUUGAUUUUCCAAUAUUUUCUGUUUACAGAGUUGCAAUAGUUGCUUAUUUCACAUGGGAUGUCAUCGUUUGCUUUACCGACAAUUGGUCUUUGACAUGGAAGAUCCACGGCAUAUGUAGCUUAAUAGGGGUUUACUGUCUUUGGUUUCCAUAUGCAGACGUUUACGCUGGGUUCUACACUGGUUGUUACGAAAUCAACAACUUUUUCUUUCAUGUCUCCAUCACGCUUCAUAUGGUUGCUUCAAACAACAUAGAAAACCCAAAGGUGUACCAUACAUGCAGUAAGUACGCGGCUUGGUUUGAAUACAUAUUCGCAUUUUUAUUUGUUCUUAUUAGAUGUGUCUUUAGUACCAUAUUGACAUGUUUUUUGAUGAAAGUUGCGCUUAGAAAUCUUUAUGAAGAUAUUCUUAACAGAAAUACACCGGGCUACACGUUUCGGACGCAUGAUGAGUUGGCUUGUGUGUUGUCCACCGUAGGGAUCUUCUUAGUUCAAGGUAUUCAAUAUUAUUGGUUGUCAGAAAUUGUGAAUCGUGCAGUAAAAAUUUUUUACAAAGCGAAAAAAAAAUCCUAGAAACAUUAAUAGUUGAAUUUUAGAUUGAAAAAUACAUACACACAAAACGAACAAGCGGAUUGAGUACCAAACUAUUUAACAUUGUGUUGGAAAAGUGUUAAAAUUCCAUAGUGCCUUCUGAGUUUGCCUUUUACUCUAUUGUUGUGUCAAAAUAAAUGUUUUAACUGUAAUAACUAUACUUACCGUCCAAAACACAGGGUGCUUCAGUUGCUGGUGUAUGUACAAGUGGAGCACACAUUCUUGUGAUCAUAUGAAA
Molecule: messenger RNA, 1209 nt
Organism: Phytomonas sp. Hart1
Lineage: Eukaryota; Euglenozoa; Kinetoplastea; Trypanosomatida; Trypanosomatidae
Source: the annotation of a GenBank genome assembly